AGCUACUUGAGGUAAUACUCAACUCUGUAACUCGAAUAUUAUUCGUUGCACCACCAGUCGAUCAAGUCUCUUACAUAUCGUUCAAUCCCAGCUUGAUUAUCGUGGCAACUCCUCAGUUAAACGUGAAAUUGAAAAUAUUUAGGAGAAAAAUUCGGAAAUUCAAGUGGCCCCGGGGACAACUGCGGGGCAAUGGGUGGCGUCCAGCGAGUUUUUUGAGGUUAUGCGUCAAGAGAUACCGUGUUUCACAUAGAUUAGGAGGGAAUACGCGAUAUGAACACGAGGUGGUUUCAAUGUGUUCGUGGCCCGAGAUAAAUUGCUGAUUGUGCGGUGUUCUACAAGUUCCUGGGGGGGUCAAGAAUUUGCGGAAUAUGACAGCCUUGGAACCGAUGAAUCAUAGCGUUAUCGACAACUGUCAUAAUUUCGAGGUCAACUCUAAAAUAUUAUUGGAAUAUUCCGCGGCAUUCUGAUAAUAACACGAAGUUUAACACGUACGUUAACCAUGAAGUUGAUAAACAAGUCUUUACGAUUAAUGGUGAUACUCUGGUGCAGUUUUAUUUGCGUCAGAGCUGAUAAUAACGAUUGUUCGUGUGGGAAAGGCUUGAACAGAAAUGCAAACGGAAAUAGUGUCAUUGAUAAUGGACAUUGUCCCGCGCCUGGAAGUGACAAUGAAUGUAGGGGAGACUCUGUACAUCAGUCGGUUCCUAAUGAAAUGGUGUUAAUUGAAGGUGGAGUUUACUCGAUAGGUACAAAUAAACCGAUCCUCGUGGUCGAUGGAGAGGGCCCGCGGAGAAAUGUAGUUUUGGAUGGCUUCUAUAUGGACAAGUAUGAAGUUAGUAAUAGGGACUUUGAGAUUUUCGUCAGGGCGACGGGGUAUUGGACUGAAGCGGAAAAGUUUGGGAACUCCUUUGUGUUUGAGGGGUUGUUGAGUGAAGGGGAGAAGGAGGGCAUUGAACAGGCGGUCGCUCAGGCUCCCUGGUGGCUGCCGGUUGAGAAAGCCGACUGGAGACAUCCGGAAGGAGUGGAUUCGAGUAUUGAAGACAGAAUGGAUCACCCUGUAGUUCACGUAUCGUGGAACGACGCGUCAUCAUUCUGUAAAUGGGCAGGUAAAAGACUGCCAACCGAGGCAGAAUGGGAGGUAGCAUGUAGGGGUGGGCUCAACGACCGGCUCUACCCCUGGGGCAAUAAACUCAUGCCCAAUGAUCAGCACAGGGUCAAUAUUUGGCAAGGGGAAUUCCCCCAGAAUAACACAGCCGAGGACGGCUACGUGGGAACUGCCCCAGUCACUGACUACCCCAGCAAUGGGUAUGGGCUCUAUAACAUGGCUGGCAACGUUUGGGAGUGGACGUCAGACUGGUGGAACGCCAGACACUCCGAGGAGCAAACAACAAAUCCAGUUGGACCUGCCUUAGGCAGCGACAAAGUGAAGAAGGGAGGAUCUUACCUCUGCCACGAGAGCUACUGCUUCAGGUACAGGUGCGCUGCUAGGAGCCAAAAUACUCCUGACACAUCUGCUGGAAAUCUUGGAUUCAGAUGCGCUACUAAUUCACUAUGACACAUCUGAAUAAUUAUUAAUGUUUAGUUUCGACUGGUUUCCUCACCAGUUUUCCCUUUUUGUAAACGCACAAUAUUUGAUGAAUAAAAUUUAUAUGGUUGGUAAAUUCGUUAACACUCAUGAGAUUAUAUUAUCGAAAUAUCUAACUGGAACUCUUUGAGAAUUGAAAUUCUAUGAAAAAUUCGAUCUGGUUUUUUGCGUCUGUUUCUAAUAACAAUUUUGUCAGGCGUUUGUGAAUUGAUAUUCUUUUAUAUAAUGGAGAUAAUUGAUGUUGACUUUUUUGUGAAGUUAUCCUGUCAGAAUGUUUUCGAUAAAAAAUUUUCAUCAUGAAUUUUUCAAUUUUUUUUUUCUUGGAUUUUUGAAAUUUAAAACAAGAAAGAAAUGCAUCUGACUAAACUUUGGAAAUUUAUGCUAUUGAUUUUUUUCUUUAAAAAAUUAUGAAUUAUCUCUAACAAUUUGAUAAUUAAAAUGGGGGCGAAAACAAAUAGAAUUCUUUAAGGGUACUAUAACG
Molecule: messenger RNA, 2063 nt
Organism: Diachasma alloeum
Lineage: Eukaryota; Metazoa; Arthropoda; Insecta; Hymenoptera; Braconidae
Product: formylglycine-generating enzyme
Exons: 6
Coding region: 500-1552 (350 amino acids)
Cellular component (GO): endoplasmic reticulum
Source: RefSeq, a predicted model, not a curated record